AUGCAAACCAGCACCCGGACCAGAAACCGACGAGUCGGAUACGGAGCCGGUUAUACUAUUCAAUACAUUUCCACCGGAGAACGAUUCAACAUUUGUCUAACUUGGUUCACUGUGAUCGGAGCCAUCAGUUCGAGAGCACCAGUCAUUGCUGGUACUGCGAUCACUGAGUGGUCUCAUUUAUCGUUCGAUCUUGCAUUGUUGCAAGAUAUCUUUCAGAGAAUUUGUGCAGAAAAUAUUCAAAAGAUGAUUGAUUCUGGAAUCACCAAUAGUGAACUUAUUGUAAGACUUGGAUCUGAAAUUGAAUAUUCGGGAGAAGUUGAAUCAACUAAAGAACCUACAUGGUUGAAAACCUUCAAAGCCAAUCAAACUUUUACUGUACAACACUUUUCUUAUCCAAUCUUUAUAAAAUCGUCUCAAAUCAAUGAUGUUCCUGGAUCAGAUGAAGUAACACUUACAAGAACAUUCGGCAGCAAAAAAGUUAGAACUGCUAUGAGUACUGUGAGUACUGGUAAAGGUGGAAUGGGAAUUGAUUCAACCACAGAUGGUGUUUCAUUCGAAAUCGAUCAUGUAUCAUUUUAUGGUGAUGAACAUCUAGCAUUAGAUGAAUCAUCUGAAAAUGAUUGGAACAAUUAUUCAACCAUGUAA
Messenger RNA from Melampsora larici-populina 98AG31, 645 nucleotides. RefSeq lists its product as uncharacterized. The transcript is spliced from 8 exons. The coding region runs from base 1 to 645 and encodes 214 amino acids. Lineage: Eukaryota; Fungi; Basidiomycota; Pucciniomycetes; Pucciniales; Melampsoraceae. The record is from RefSeq and is a predicted model, not a curated record.